Chaetomium globosum CBS 148.51 is the source of this 1221-nucleotide messenger RNA. RefSeq names its product elongation factor 1 gamma domain-containing protein. Bases 1 to 1221 code for a protein of 406 amino acids. The record is from RefSeq and is a predicted model, not a curated record. Gene Ontology annotation, biological process: translational elongation. The transcript is spliced from 3 exons. Gene Ontology annotation, molecular function: translation elongation factor activity. Lineage: Eukaryota; Fungi; Ascomycota; Sordariomycetes; Sordariales; Chaetomiaceae. Gene Ontology annotation, cellular component: nucleus; cytoplasm.
AUGGCGUUCGGACAGCUCUACACCUACGCGGGCAACCCCCGCUCGACGGGCAUUCGCGCCGUCGCGAAGGCGAACAACCUCGAGCUUGAAGAGGUUGACACCGACACCACCCAGCCGAGCGCCGAGUUCCUCAAGCUCAACCCCCUUCACAAGGUUCCGACCUUCGUCGGCGCCGAUGGCUUCGUGCUCACCGAGUGCAUCGCCAUCGCUGUCUACGGUACCCCGCAGGCCGCUAAUAACCCUGGUAGCUACGCUUCGAUCCUGAGGUGGAUGUCGUACUUCAACAGCGAGGUGUUGCCCAAGCUCGGCGGUUGGUUCCGCCCCCUCCUGGGCAAGGACCCCUACAACAAGAAGGCUGUCGAGGAGUCGCAGAAGGCUGCCCUCGCGGUCAUCUCUGUUGUCGAGGCCCACCUCCGUGACAACACCUACCUGGUGGGUGAGCGCAUCACGCUGGCUGACGUCUUCGCCGCUGGCCUGAUUUCGCGUGGCUUCGAGUACUUCUUCGACAAGGAGUGGCGCCAGCAGAACCCCAACGUUUCGCGUUGGUAUGAGACGGUCUACAAGCAGCCCAUCUACUCGGCUGUUGUUCCCGAGCUUUCUCUUCUCGAUACCCCCAAGUUGACCAACGUCGCCCCCAAGAAGCCUGAGCAGGCGAAGCCGGCCAAGCAGGCCCCCAAGCCGGCUGCCGCGGCCAAGCCCCAGGAUGAGGAGGAGGCGCCGGCCGAGGCCCCCAAGCCCAAGCACCCCCUUGAGCUUCUCCCCAAGGCUUCCCUUCCCCUUGACGAGUGGAAGCGCCAGUACUCUAACAGUGAGACCCCUGAUGCCAUGAAGUGGUUCUGGGAGAACGUCAACUUCGAGGAGUACUCUAUCUGGAAGUGCACCUACAAGUAUAACGAUGAGCUCACCCUGACGUUCAUGUCGAGCAACCUCAUCGGUGGCUUCAACACCCGCCUUGAGGCUUCUCGCAAGUACGUCUUCGGCUGCGCGUCGGUGUACGGUGUCAACAAUGACUCCGUCAUUGAGGGUGCCUUUGUCAUCCGUGGCCAGGAGUUUGAGCCCGUCUUCGACGUCGCUCCCGACUAUGAGAGCUACGAGUUCACCAAGCUCGACCCUACCAAGCCCGAGGACCGGGAGUACGUUGAGCUCCAGUGGACGUGGGAGAAGCCGGUCGUUGUCAACGGCAAGGAGUACCCCCAUGCCGCCGGCAAGGUCUUCAAAUAA